UAACAAUAGCAGAUGCCUACUGGCCUCCGUCUUGUCAACGUCGUAUCAUGACUUAAACUCGUAUAUUUGUGUUGAUCCAAAGUGUGCUUUCUUCCGGUAUUAUCCAGCAUUUUCCCAUUUCAUAUAUUUAUUUUUAUCGGUUUUAUUUAAUAUAAGUGCGCGGCCCCUAGUGUAGUGACAUGCGACUAACGUGACCCUGUGUGUGUUUUAAAGUGGAUUAAGUCGCUUCUUUGUACUAUGAAGCGGCAUUUGGAUUAUUUACUUUUGGCAAUUUGCGGCUUCCUAUUGCCCAUCGCUGUCCAAGGAUUUAUCUCGUGCUCACCGAACCCCUGUAAAAACGGCGGGGCGUGUGUGUCCGCUCCUCGAGGGGAAUCGUACUGCAACUGCACGAACGUCUACGUAGGGGAGUAUUGUCAGCACCUUAACCCGUGCCACACCGGUCCCGGUCCGAGGUGCCAAAACGGUGGCACCUGCAACGUCAGGACGUCACCGACCCACGGACCUCCUAACUUCUGGUGCUCCUGCCCAAUCGGUUUCUCGGCUUCGUUAUGCGAGAUUCCGAUCGCCAAUUCUUGCGAUUCCAGCCCCUGCCUGAACGGCGGGACCUGCUCACUACAAAGCCUCGAUAGAUACACAUGUACCUGCCCAGUCGGAUUCACAGGAAGCCACUGUGAGUCGGAAGACCAUUGCGCUAGCGUGCCUUGCUUGAACGGGGCGACGUGCACCUCCCUUCAGGACGGGUUUACCUGUACAUGCCCUGCAGGAUUCAAAGGGACGACAUGCGACAACGACAUUGACGAAUGCAGAGCGAAGCCUUGCAGACACGGCAGCUGCUACAACACUCCCGGCUCUUACACAUGUAUCUGCGAGCCCGGCUACACAGGGCACAACUGCGAGAGCGAGUACUUCCCUUGCGACCCAUCGCCUUGCAAGAACGACGGGAUCUGCAAACAGGUGGAUUCGUUAAAGUACGAGUGCAAGUGCCCUACAGGUUUCGUUGGGAAGAACUGCGAGGAAAACGUCGACGACUGUCCAGGACACAUGUGCCAGAAUGGUGGUGUCUGUGUUGACGACGUGAACAGGUACAGAUGCCAAUGCCCGCCGACGUACACCGGCGAUCUGUGCGAGCAGGACAUCGACGAGUGCUCUCUGCGGCCUAGCGUCUGUCAAAACGGUGCAACGUGCACCAACACCAUCGGCGGCUACUCCUGCAUCUGCGUUAACGGCUGGACUGGAAAAGACUGCUCGAAGAACAUCGACGAUUGUCAGGGAGCUGCUUGCUUCAACGGUGCCACCUGCAUCGACAGAGUCGGUAGCUUCUACUGCCAGUGUACACCCGGAAAAACAGGUCUACUUUGCCAUUUGGAUGACGCUUGCACCUCUAGUCCUUGCCAAGCCGGUGCUAAUUGCGAUACUAGUCCCAUCAACGGUUCGUAUACUUGUUCCUGCACCUACGGCUACAAAGGCGUCGACUGCUCUGAAGACAUCGACGAAUGUGCCCAAGGCUCACCCUGCGAACACGACGGCGUAUGCGUGAAUACUCCAGGCUCUUUCAUGUGCAACUGCACGCAGGGCUUCACCGGCCCGAGGUGCGAGACGAACGUGAACGAGUGCGAGUCGCAUCCUUGCCAAAACGACGGGUCCUGCCUCGACGAUCCUGGAACCUUUAGAUGUGUCUGCAUGCCAGGUUUCACGGGUACGCAAUGCGAAGUGGAUAUCGACGAGUGCUUGAUCAACCCUUGCUUGAACGGAGGCACUUGCAACGACCUCAUCAACGGCUUCCGAUGCGCCUGCCCCAUCGGCUUCACCGGUACGCGAUGCCAGACCAACAUCGACGACUGCGUGAGCAACCCGUGCAGAAACGGCGGCAACUGCAGAGACUCGAUCGCCGGCUACAGCUGCGAAUGCCCUCCGGGCUUCACAGGUCUCAAUUGUGAAACAAACAUAAACGAUUGCCAGUCCUCUCCAUGUAUCCGAGGAGAAUGUAUUGACGGUGAAAAUUCGUUCACCUGCGCCUGCCAGCCUGGAUUCACUGGUUUCCUGUGCCAGACGCAGCUGGAUGAGUGCCGGUCAUCACCUUGCCAGUACGGAGGGCUGUGUGAGGAUCUUGUCAACGGUUAUCAGUGUAGAUGUAAACCUGGGACUUCAGGGCUGAACUGUGAGAUAAAUGUCAAUGAGUGCUACAGCAACCCAUGUAGAAAUGGAGCUAAGUGUGUUGACGGUAUUAAUCGCUACUCAUGUGAAUGCCUUCCUGGAUACACAGGGUUACACUGUGAAACCAAUAUCAAUGAAUGCGCUUCUAACCCUUGUGCCAACAACGGCAUCUGCAUCGAUCUGGUCAAUGGGUUCAAAUGCGAAUGCCCUAGGGGCUACUAUGACGCGAGAUGCUUAAGCGAUAUUAACGAGUGCUCGAGCAACCCUUGUCUCAAUGGUGGCACCUGUGAGGACGGACUUAAUAAAUUCAUCUGCCACUGUCGUCCAGGCUAUGGAGGAAAAAGAUGUGAGAUUGAUAUCGAUGAAUGCAGCUCUAAUCCUUGCCAGCAUGGAGGGAUCUGCCAAGAUCAUCUGAACCGUUAUACUUGCCAGUGCCCUCCUGGCUACACUGGAUUCAAUUGUGAAACAAAUAUAGAUGAUUGUGCUGGAAAUCCAUGCAGGUAUGGUGGAUCAUGCAUCGAUUUAGUCAAUGGAUAUAAGUGUGUAUGCCAACUACCAUACACAGGAAAAGAUUGUCAUGAAAAAUUAGAUCCUUGCUCACCAAACAAAUGUCAGCAUGGUGCAAAAUGUACACCGUCACCAAAUUACAAGGACUCUUCAUGUCAGUGUUCCCCUGGAUACACUGGUCGAUAUUGCCAUGAAGAUGUUGAUGAAUGCCAGUUAUCUUCACCCUGUAGAAACGGUGCCACAUGCAAAAACACAAAUGGAACUUAUGAAUGUAUUUGUGCCAAAGGAUAUGAAGGAAUUGAUUGCCUUACCAACACAGAUGAUUGUGCCUCUUUUCCUUGUCAAAAUGGAGGAACAUGUCUUGAUGGAAUAGGGGACUAUGAUUGUAUGUGUGUGGAUGGUUUUGGUGGGAAACAUUGUGAAAUUGACAUAGAUGAGUGUCUGUCUCAACCGUGUCAAAACGGAGCAACGUGCACACAAUACGUUGAUUCUUACACUUGUACCUGUCCUCUUGGGUUCUCCGGGAUCAACUGCCAAACUAAUGAUCAAGACUGCACUGACUCUUCCUGUAUGAAUGGUGGCACUUGCGUUGACGGCAUUAACAACUACACUUGCAUAUGUGCGCCGAGUUACACCGGAUCCAACUGUCAAACAAGAAUUAACAAAUGCGAUUCCAAUCCAUGUGCAAACGGUGCUACCUGCAAUGACCACGUGCACUACUAUACCUGUCACUGUCCCUAUGGAUUCGAAGGAAAACAUUGCGAUUCUUAUGUUGACUGGUGUGCCACACAACCUUGUGAAAAUGGAGCGCAGUGCCGCCAGAAGGAUAACACCUACCACUGUGUCUGUGCUCCAGGAUGGACUGGAAAAGUCUGUGAUGUUCAAAUGGUUUCUUGUAAAGAUGCUGCUAUCAGAAAAGGAGUUUCACGUGAAGCCUUAUGUAAUAAUGGGACUUGUGAGGAUAUUGGUAAUAGUCAUCGCUGUCAUUGCCUUGAAGGGUAUACUGGAAGUUACUGCUCGAAAGAAAUUAACGAAUGUGAUUCUGCACCAUGUCAGAAUGGCGCAUCCUGUCAGGAUUUGGUAGGAGCAUAUCUUUGUCAUUGCGCUCCUGGUUUCCAAGGUCAAAACUGUGAACUCAAUGUGGACGACUGUUCACCGAAUCCAUGCCAAAAUGGUGGCAUCUGCCAUGACCAAGUUAGUAACUUCAGCUGUUCUUGCCCUCACGGAACUUUGGGUUAUAUUUGUGAAAUCAAUGUCGACGAUUGUGUCAUGGGUGCCUGCCAUAACAACGGUACCUGUAUUGAUAAAGUUGGCGGUUUUGAAUGCGCCUGCCCUCCCGGUUUUGUCGGUCCAAGAUGUGAAGGUGACAUCAACGAAUGUCUGAGCAAUCCUUGUGCUGGCCCUGGGACUCAAGAUUGUGUUCAACUCAUUAAUGACUAUCACUGCAACUGCAAGACUGGCUAUAUGGGAAGACACUGCCACUUAAAGGUGAAUUUCUGUGAAAGCGGACCUUGCCAAAAUGGUGGAGUCUGCACAGCGCUCGAAGGAGGACAUUCAUGCAUGUGCCCUGAAGGGUUUUCUGGGAGGAGCUGUGAAUACUACGGCUUUGACUGCGCUUCCAACCCUUGUCAAAACAACGGCAUAUGCAACUCGAACGACAAUGGAGGCUACACUUGUGAAUGCUUACCGGGCUCUGGUGGAACGUAUUGCGAGUUAGAUACGGUGAAUGAAUGUGUUUCACAGCCUUGUCAGCAUGAUGGGACUUGUCAGGAGGGUGUUGGAGACUACUCAUGCUACUGUCCUCCAAUGUGGAAAGGAAAAAACUGUCACAUUUUUGACAAGACUUUCCAAGGCGGCCUGGGAAGAGAUUUCAGUUUAAAGAACACACAGCACAUAGCACCAACUGACAGCGAAAUAGCUAGAAAGAGUUGUCAAAUCAACAAUUGUCUUGCUAAAGCUGGUAAUCUCCACUGUGAUCAGGAGUGUAAUACACUAGCAUGCGGGUUCGAUGGAAAUGAUUGCUCCUUAGGAGUAAAUCCUUGGAGAAACUGUACGGCGUCAAUACCGUGCUGGAAGGUCUUCAUGGACGGACAGUGUGAUGCAGAAUGCAACAACGUUCAAUGCCUUUUCGAUGGAAGGGACUGUGAAAAGAGUCUCCAACCCUGCAACCCCAUUUAUGACGCAUACUGUAAGAGCAAUUAUGCAAAUGGUUUCUGCGAUUAUGGCUGCAACAAUGCAGAAUGCAACUGGGAUGGCCUGGACUGUGAGAAAGCCGACGAUCCACCAAAACUUGCUCUUGGCGCCAUUUCAGUUAUAGUCUUGAUGGAUAUGCAGACCUUCCGGGCGAACCUUGUCUCCUUCCUGAGAGAUAUUGGCCACCAGUUAAGGGCAACAGUGAGGGUUAAACAAGAGCACGAUGGUAGAGAUAUGAUAUACCCAUGGAAGGUGCAAGGCGAUAAUUCGCAAGGUGUGAUCGCAUUUUUGGAAAUAGACAAUAGACGUUGCAACAUAAGUGCUGGGGCUGAAUGUUUUACCACUGCGUCUGAAGCAGCCGGCUUCCUUGCUGCGACUGCUCAGAAUCAUGCUCUGUCUACUUCGUUUCCAAUUUACAAGGUGCAAGGAGUGUCGAGUAUCGAGCCACCGAUGAUUGAGGCUCCAACGUCUGCCAAAUUUGUAUUUAUAGGAAUCAUAUUGGUUACGCUUGUUGGUCUACUUCUCGGAGUGCUUGUCACUGCGCAGCGUAAGAGAGCUCAUGGAAUAACAUGGUUCCCUGAGGGAUUUUUACGCACAAACAGUGGACCAAGAAGGAGGUCGAGAAGGCGUGGGCCAGAUGGACAGGAAAUGCGAAAUCUUUCCAAGGGCAGUGUCGAAGUUUCUGGAGUGACACAGCCUCAUUGGUCGGACGAUGAGAGCGAACUGCCACCCACAAAACGAGCGAGGGAUAAUGGUUACGCCAGUGAUCAUACUGCUAUAACAGAAUAUGAUGAUAUGUGGGCUCAGCAUAUUCCUGACACUCGUAAUGUCAUCUUGACUCCUCCAAGCAUGGAAACUCACUCUGUCGACGUCAGAGGACCUUGUGGUAUGACUCCGCUUAUGGUAGCAGCAGUCAAAGGUGGUGGACUUGAUACUGGUGAAGAAGAGGAAGAAGACGGAACAGCAGCUGUUAUCGCUGAUCUUGUCGCCCAAGGAGCGGAACUCAACGCAACCAUGGAUAAAACUGGAGAAACUUCAUUACAUCUUGCUGCAAGGUAUGCAAGGGCUGAUGCUGCAAAGCGCUUGUUGGAUGCAGGUGCAGAUGCUAAUUCACAAGACAACACUGGAAGGACACCACUUCAUGCUGCAGUGGCAGCUGAUGCAAUGGGUGUUUUCCAGAUCCUUUUGAGGAAUCGGGCAACAAAUUUAAAUGCCAGGAUGCAUGAUGGGACCACUCCUCUUAUACUGGCUGCACGGCUGGCGAUAGAAGGGAUGGUAGAGGAUUUAAUAAAUGCUGAUGCAGACAUCAAUGCAGCGGACAACUCUGGCAAAACUGCCCUCCAUUGGGCUGCUGCAGUCAAUAAUGUCGAUGCAGUUAACAUUUUACUUUCUCAUGGAGCAAAUAGAGAUGCACAAGACGACAAGGAUGAGACACCACUCUUCCUUGCAGCCAGGGAAGGCAGCUAUGAAGCUUGCAAGGCCCUUCUCGACAAUUUUUCAAACCGGGAGAUCACCGAUCAUAUGGACAGGCUGCCAAGAGAUGUUGCAGGAGAAAGGCUACAUACUGACAUUGUCAGGUUGCUUGAUGAGCAUGUUCCAAGAUCACCCCAAGUUCUUUCUGUCGUCCCUAAUGGACAACUUCUUGGAUCUCCAAGCCAUCAUUUGAUGAGCCAUCCAGUUAUGGGAGGACCUCCAGUUGGUUCGGGCAAAGGUUCAAAAGGUAAAAAGAGGGGAAAGCCUGAUCCAAACAGCCCAGAGAGUGAGGUACAAAUGAGGAGGAAGCCAAGUGUGAAAAAGAAGAAAGGCGAGGAAAGUACUGGGGCUGAGGGUAAUGUCUACAGCAGUCCUGGCCUUCCGCCACCGUAUGACGAGUGUUUGAAAGGUGCUGUUUCUAUGCAAAGCCUGCACAGCCUGAACCUAGAGCCGACUUACCAGUAUCAAAGCGUCGGCGCAGCUUUCCAAGAGCCAUCGCCACCGCAUAGUGUCACGAUGUCCCCUGGUAAAACAAGACCACAACUGCCGACAUCUCCUACACAUAUGGCAGCCAUGAGGGCAGCUACGCACCAAAAGCACGCACACACCAUGCAGUUUGACUUUUCCGAGCUGCCUUACAGCAUGGCGCUUUAUCCUCCACAACAACAACAGCAACCGCCCCAACAACAACAGCAGCAGCAGCAGCAUCAACAACAACAGCAGCAACAGCAAUACUACCACUACCUCACGCCUCCGUCCGAGAGCAUUCACGCUCCUGAAAGUUUUCCCACCCCAUCUCCAGAAUCGCCCUGGCAUUGGUCAUCCUCCUCACCACAUUCUAAUUCAGACUGGUCAGAAGGAAUUUCAAGUCCUAAUAACAAUAAACAACAAGACGCUAUUUAUAUUUAAAAGGUUACAGUGAUAGUGUUCCGAAAAUAUGCCUUUUAUUUUAAUUGGUGUAUUAGUUGUUUGUUGGACUCCUGUUUAAAAAUAAUGGAUUUAACAUGUUCAGUGCGGCAGCCCAAUUUUAAUCCAUGGUAGGAAAUAUCAUUUAAAUAAAAUCAAAUUAUAAGAACUUUAGAAUAAACAUUAUAAUUUAAAAUAUUAUUUAUGAUUAUGAUUGUAUAAUUUGAAUUGUUUUUAUUUAAAUCAUUCUCAUGAUCAAAGGUUACAAUUUUAUCUUAAACUAUUAAAUUGGCAGUUAUUUCAAUUUAAUCUAGUAUUUGUUACUACAAUAUAUCAUUGUCCAUUUAAUUCUUCAUGCAUUGUCCUAUUUGCAAAUUUUUUGGUUUUAUAUUUGUUUGUUAUUAAAUGAAUGAUAUUUUACAGUUAUUAUUUUACAAUUUCUCGGGAUGGGGGUUUUUGGGUCUGUUUGGGCUUCAGUCCGCACUCAACCUGUUGAUGUUGCUUUUAAAUAUAAUUUCAUUGUGAUAGCAGGCAUAAUUGAAACUUAACUUAGUUAUUUAAGAUGUUAAGAUCUCUUUUGGAUGAUAAUUAAUAUAUCUCUGUUUAUUAAUCGAAAUAAAAUUCAACUUUUGGACAAUAUUUCAGAUUGCUCAAAUUUUGAAGAUCGCUCUCUAUUUUAUUUUUAUUUUUUAAAUGGAGAUUAUCAAUUGUGCCUUUUUAAAAUAUUUUAAAUCAUUAUGUAUACUCUUUUUUUAAAAACAAAAUGUACUAUUUUGAGAGAGAGAAAAACCUUGAAGGUGCUUAGAUAUUCUAAGUGCUUUUAUUUUAUAAAGUACUGCUGAUGGGUGACUGUUUUAUUUUUAAUUUUAACAAUUAUUUAAAGAAAAAUGAAGUCAAAAUUCAUUUUCAGCCAUUGUAAAUGAUUUUAUACAAUGCUUCUCCUGUAAAUAGUAUUGCGAUAAAAUUUUGUACAAAGACUUUAGCAAGUAGAAAAUUUCUUUUUUUAUAGAUUUAAUAAAAAAAUUGUUAUGUUAAUAAUUUAUCAAUAAAUUAGCAAGGACAUGCACUACAUGUGACAUUAGAGAUGUCCUUUGUCUUGUAUUUUGAAUUAUUAUGUACAUUUGGAGAUUUUUUCUAUUAAAAAUUUAUAUAUAAUAAA
This is a messenger RNA of Cimex lectularius (bed bug), 8392 nucleotides long. RefSeq names its product neurogenic locus Notch protein (gene N). Gene Ontology annotation, biological process: Notch signaling pathway; cell differentiation; multicellular organism development. The coding region runs from base 238 to 7236 and encodes 2332 amino acids. Gene Ontology annotation, molecular function: protein binding; calcium ion binding. Gene Ontology annotation, cellular component: membrane. The record is from RefSeq and is a predicted model, not a curated record. NCBI's taxonomy places the organism in Eukaryota, Metazoa, Arthropoda, Insecta, Hemiptera, Cimicidae. The transcript has 22 exons.